Molecule: messenger RNA, 3840 nt
Organism: Diaporthe batatas
Lineage: Eukaryota; Fungi; Ascomycota; Sordariomycetes; Diaporthales; Diaporthaceae
Exons: 4
Coding region: 2042-3718 (558 amino acids)
Biological process (GO): transmembrane transport
Cellular component (GO): fungal-type vacuole membrane
Molecular function (GO): transmembrane transporter activity
Source: RefSeq, a predicted model, not a curated record
CCGCUUUCCAUCACCGGGUGCUUUGCAGCCCGCGUGGCUUGGGCCGGGACAGCAGGCGGCCCGAUUCCAGGUGCGGGCAGAAGUCGGCUGAGUUUGGAACGGUCUCAAAGUGUUGCAGCUCGCACACUUCAACAGCUUCCACCACGAAGGGCCGGCAAGUUUGUUGAGACGGGUAGUUGUCAAGCUUGUGCUGUUGUGAUUCCCACAUCCGAUGAAACUCAAGCAGGGAAACAGUCUCGUUCGAGGGACGUGGAAGAACCCAACAUUGAGUCUGGCAGGCCCGUCGUUGGCCAUUGGCGAACCGCCUCGGGCACAGUAUCUUCAACCAGGAAUGGCUUUGCCCGUGCGAAAGCGUGCCUGUCUUUUGCGCAGACAGGGGCUUCUGUUCGACUUAUGUUCGCUGACGUGUAUGUCGGCUUCUAGGAUCCGGGCUGAUGGAGUGUAAGAGUGGUCUCCCACACUCCCCAGGUUCGUUACCCCAGGGUGGACUUGACUUUUAGUCGAGCCACAGUUGUACGAGCAGCAUCCUCGUGAGCAUCGACCGACGUCUCAACCAGUCGGAGGAGAGGCAGGCCUUGGCGGUGGCACCCAAGACUGAGCCACCUGGGCAGCAAGGACCUUAACAGGCCGAGUGUUGGUCGCCCGACCACGCCAGCUGGUAAAAGCUAGAAUGUGCAGGCCAUUUGUGUUAUCCAAAUUUCGUGUGGGCUGCGGAACGGUCCGGUUGAUCAUCAAAUGGGACGGCAGGGUAAGAAUGGGUCUCCACAGCUAGGAUCCUCUGGGUGACCACAGCGCGGCAGAACAAUCCAAACACAUGCCUUCCGUGUAUUGGAUGCAUAGGUGUUGAAUGCGUAGGUGUUGAUCCCACAGGGUCAGAGACGCGGAGUGGCCUGCUCAAGUGCCGCAGGAUUGUUGGCGUCGGAUCUGCUGGUCUGGUACACCCGCAGGAUACCUGUGGGGGUCUGUCUCUGCGAGCGACGACCCCGCGGCCGCGGUGACACGGCGGCGCUGAGUUCUGCAUAUAUACGGUACACAGACACAGACGCGGUCAGUUCUUAAAGAGAAAGAAGUUUGAGGAGGCAUGAGAGCGAUAUACACUCGCACAACCCUCAAGCUUGCGUCAAGUGCACAAUGGGGUGACAGGAAGCCUCGAAGGCCAGAUAAAUCUUGCUUGCUGUUGCAAAUCUUUCUCGGCCGCGGAGGUCGCCGCCGUGCCGGCCGAAUCCUUGCGUUGAAGCGAAGAGGCCGCUGAUCGGGAUGGGCGAGAGCGGCCACUAGACCUAGUCAAAAACUUCAAAUGCCCCGCGGACGAAGGAAUCGCAAUCUAGCAAACGUUGCAUCUGCAUCGAGCAGAAUUUUUCUUUCUCCUGUCGUGGGGGCGGGGUCGCUGAUAUCCAGGCACUGCAUGUUCAGUUGGUUCCGUCGUCGGAUGAGGAGCUUCUCUGCACUGCUGGGCGUGGCAAGUACACAGCAGCAGGUGACAGGUGAGAUUCUUGACUGGGGCCUGCGUCGGGGGGCCACGGCCAUUGAGCAUCGUCCAAGACCAAUUUACAUGCCCUGGGCAAAUCCCACAGCUCAUAGCUCAUUGAAAACAAAAUAGGCAUGCUUUCUUCAAAGUCUCGAUCUGUUAUCAUCAAGCAGGAUCUCAUUGUCUUGGUUCAGCGUCGGACCUUUUAUUAGGGAGUACAGAUUUGGAGAAGGAGGCGGACGUCUGUGUCGUUCAUGCUGGCUACCCCGAAUUGAGCAGUCAUGGGGCCCCAUUGUCCAAUCAUGAGGGGUAGAACUUGGCUCAGAACCCCACCCAUUACGUGACUUGUGCAUAGGAAAACGGACAUUGUCAUGGAGAACCGAUCACCUGCACCAUUUUCUCGACAGCCGUAAAUGACCCGAGGAAAUCCACCUACUACAGUACGCGUGUAUAUCUUUCUUUCUCCUCCUCCCUAUUUCUAAUUCCUUGGACCAGUCGGUUCUCUGCUUUGCUACAUCCUCAUACCCCCCUCCCCCCCUCCUCCACGCAGCUUCAGGGCAGGCUGCAUCCAAAAUGUCCCUGAAUCGAGUAUCCUCACUCGAGUCCUUCUCGCAUCUAUCAGUCGAAGGCCAUCGCAGAUCCCCUUCGCCCAGCAGCCGCGAUAGACGCCUCAGUUUUAAUCCCCUGCCCGAGUCCUGGGACCCCCCGGCGAGCAAGCCUGGGUACCUCGAGUCCGUGGGUGCAUUUGAAGUCCCGAAAUGGAAGAGAGUCUUGCAGGUGUUUGCGGCUGUCAUUUACUGCCUCUUUGCAGCAGGUAUCGUUUUUGGAUAUGCAGCCCUCAAGCCGGUCCUCAAACAAGAGGGGGCCUACCAGGAUGUGUGCGGUGCCGGCGACUCGAGUGCCAGCCCCGAUGACAUCGACACAUGUGUCGAGAUCCGACUGAACCUCAUGUUCACCGUUGCCGCCGUCUCCACCAAUGUUGCUGCUCUUCCAGUAGGCACGAUCCUCGACCAUUUCGGCCCCCGUGUGUGCGGCCUCUCUGGGGCCUGCUUCCUAACCGUUGGGUCCCUUUUGAUGGCAUUCGAGGCUAGCCUGCCUUUUGAUGGCCUCCUUGUCGGUUAUCUGUUCCUCGCUCUCGGCGGGCCCUUCACGUAUAUAUCGUCCUUCCAGCUUUCAAACGCCUUCCCGAAGCAUUCUGGGCUUAUACUUGCCCUCUUAACCGGUGCCUUUGAUGCUUCCAGCGCACUGUUCUUGAUCUACCGCAUCAUAUUUGAGAAAACAGGUGGUUCUUUUGGCCACCACAAGUUCUUCCUCGCAUACCUUGUCGUGCCAGCCAUCAUUGCUGUGCUGCAGCUCCUUCUGCUACCAAGACACUCAUACAAGACAAUUGGUGAGAUGAUCGAGCAGGUCGAUCAACCAAUGCCCGAGGUGGUGGAAGACCAGGUGGAUGAGCACACUGCACUCCUGCAACAGGAAAGAAUAGAGCACAGAGAUGCCAUGGCGGCGGACUUUGAAGACCUGAUCGGGUCCAAGAGGGUUGACGAGCAACAGCAAAGGGAGGAGAAGAAGAACGACAUCUCCGGCGUAUGGGGCGUAAUGCACGCUUACACCGCCUGGCAGCAGAUCAGAUCUCCUUGGUUCAUCCUGAUAUGUGCUUUUACAGUCAUCCAAAUGACAAGGAUCAACUAUUUCGUUGCCACCAUCCGGCCACAAUACGAGGCCCUCCUGGGCUCGCACGAUCGGGCCGUUCAAGUCAACAACUUUUUCGACCUGGCGCUGCCAAUCGGCGGUAUCCUUUCCAUCCCCUUCAUCGGCCUACUCCUCGAUCACUUCUCCACCGUCACGGUCCUUUUCUGGCUGGUGGCUGUGACGACUGCCAUCGGUGUCUUCGGUGUCAUUCCCGAGAUGUGGGCUGCGUACGCCAACAUCAUCCUCUUUGUCCUCUACAGGCCAUUCUAUUACACCGCAGUCUCAGACUACAGCGCAAAGGUCUUCGGGUUCAAGACAUUUGGGACCGUUUAUGGCACAAUCAUCUGCCUGUCGGGCUUGUUCAACUUCUCACAGUCUGGUCUAGACUAUCUGCUCCAUCAGACAUUUGAGGGUGACCCCGUACCUGUCAAUCUCAUCCUCUUGUCAUUAGGGUUAGUUAUAGGGGUUAGUAUGGUCUUGUACGUCGGCUAUCGAUCUAGGGGCUUGAAAAGGAAAAUGGUUGAGAUGGAGGCAGAAAGAGCGGUCGGGAUGUAUAAUUGAAAUGCGGAGGUUACUGCGACUGCAUGUUCGGAAAAUCGAUUGACUAUUGAAUCUCUUCUGAUCGCACUAGCGCUGAAGGAGAAUACAAGCAGCACAAAUAAUUCAACCUUUUUUUUCAUGAA